AUGAAGCGACGAAUGAGAGCGAAGGUGUGGUGGCUACGUUUGGACAGAGAUGUCGAACAGCAUGUGAAAAUGUGCAGAAGCUGUUUAUUGGUGUCACAGCUAACCCGUCCACCGCCGAUGAAGCGGCACGUUUUUCCUGGCCGGCAGUUCGUUAGCGCCCAAUUCAAGGACUUCUGUGAAGCUAGUGGCAUCACUUUGAUUGCGACUCCUCCAUAUUGGCCGCAAUCCAACGGUGAAGUAGAAAACAUGAAUCGUUCAUUGGGCAAACGCCUUAAAAUUGCGUCGUUAAAUAAAGGAAAUUUUAAAGAGGAGCUACAAAAAUUUAUAUUAACCUACAAUACGACACCUCAUGGAACUGCUGGCUCUACACCUUCGGAACUUAUGUUUAAUAGGACCAUUCGAGACAAGCUGCCGGACAUUCGAGAUAUUAUAGAAGAAGUAGUAGACACCUCGGCAAGAGAUAAUGACCUGAUCAAUAAACAAAAAGGAAAGCUUACAGGUGACAAGGUUAGAGGUGCUAAGGAAUCCGACAUAAAGGUGGGCGACAAAGUUUUGCUAAAGAACGUUAUUUUUCUCUCCAAACUGACACCCAAUUUUGAAACAACGGAGUAUAAAGUUGUUGAAAGGAAUGGAAAUGAAGUGGAGCUUUUUGGAAAUGGGAGGAAAGUCAGACGGAACGUGAGCCAUUGCAAGAGAAUACCGUCGAAUGAGGGGCCGCCUAAUAACUCGAAUGAGGACGCACUAACGCGACUGAUUCUCAACGCUUAA
Molecule: messenger RNA, 768 nt
Organism: Drosophila willistoni
Lineage: Eukaryota; Metazoa; Arthropoda; Insecta; Diptera; Drosophilidae
Exons: 1
Coding region: 1-768 (255 amino acids)
Biological process (GO): DNA integration
Molecular function (GO): nucleic acid binding
Source: RefSeq, a predicted model, not a curated record